This is a messenger RNA of Pieris macdunnoughi, 291 nucleotides long. The record is from the annotation of a GenBank genome assembly. NCBI's taxonomy places the organism in Eukaryota, Metazoa, Arthropoda, Insecta, Lepidoptera, Pieridae.
AUGACGAUGCUUGCUAUGGCUCGAGGUUCUGACGAGAGAAGAGAAGACGAUAUAGAGGCAGAAGGAGAGGCGAACGGCGAGGUGGAUGUGGUUGGGGUCGAAGAGGCCGCACCGGUGGAUCUUACAAGACGUUUGGGAUUAACAAGGCCUCCCGAAAGGCCCGCAAUAGCUUUUUCUGUAGAUAAUAUAUUGGAUCCCACCAAGUUCACGGGUCGAUCUGAGGUUCCUUUGAGAUACGACGAGACUUAUUGGAGACCGCAUUAUGAUAGGGACGACAGUGAUUCUGGUUAG